AUGAAAGAUUAUUUUGUUCAGAAUGUAAAUGUUAAGAGUUAUAUGAGUGCUAUGUAAUUGAUAGAAUAGAGUUAAAAUGAGAGAAGAGAAUAAGUGUCUAAUGUUAUAAUGAUGAGUGUAUUAUAGAUUGAGAAAUUAGAAAAGAAUUUAAAUAUAUUAAAAUAAGGAGUAAUAUAAAGAUUAGAUAGAUUAAUAGAGAUAUGUGGAAGUUGGAUUAAGAAUUUAUAUUAAUUAAAAGAAUAAUCAAAAGUAUUUUAAGAUUUUGUUGAUGAAUUAGAUAGUUUAAUAAAUGAAACAAAAGUAGAAAUAAAUUUGAAACUGUUAAUAGAUUAAAUAAAUAAAAUAAAUAGAAAUUAAUAACAUAAAAUUAUUGAUAGAUUGGAAAGAUUUCCAGAUUUUGAAGAAAAGAAUGAUUGUAUUGAAUAAUUGAAAAACAUAGAUUAAUUAUAUAUGAUUAUAAAAGAAGAAAUUUAAAGUUCAGAUGAUAAUUAAAAUUAAGAUAGAGAUAAUUUAAAUUAAUAGAAAUAAGAUAAUAUUGAAUUUAAAUUAAUAGAUGAUUAAUAUAAAUAAAAAGAUGAUUGUUAAGUUAUAGUUUUUGAUAAAAGUGGAUCAAUUAUGAUAUCUAAUGAUAAUGAAAAGAUCAAAAUAUGGAAUUAUAAUUUAGGGAAAUUAAAAUUAUUAAAUACUUAUUAGAUACAUAAUAAUUAUAUUACAUGUUUAGUAUAUAGUAAAUAAACAAAUAGUUUUGUAUCUGGUUCAGAUGAUAAAACAAUAAUUUGUUGGAAAUAAAAGAAUUAAUAAGAAUAAUAAGAAUGGAUUUAUUCUAAUCCAUAUUAAUUACAUACUGGAUAUGUUAAUUGUUUAAUAUUAAAUUAAAAUGAAGAUCUACUAUUUUCAGGUGGAGCAGAUAAAUCAAUUAAAGUUUGGCAUUCAGAUUUUAAUAAUAAUUAAUUAAUUUAUCUAUAUUCACUUAAUGAACAUUCUAGAACUGUAUUAUCUUUAAGUCUUAAUUAAUCAGAAACUUUACUUGCUUCAUGUGGAUAUCAAGAAUUUAUUAUCUGGACUAAAUCUUUUAGAGAUAAAGAAAGAUAUGAAUAACUUAAAUAAACUGUUAAUAAUGGCUCAGAUUAAUCUCAAAUCCUUAAACAACAUUAAUUACCUUUAUCUGAUAAAUAAUAAUUUUAAAUCAGUAAAUAAAAAUAAUUAAUAUCUAAUGGAUGUAAAAUAUAAUUUAUUACUGAUCAAUUAUUCAUAUGGGUUACAGAUGAUAAAAAUACUAAUUAAAUCUUAGUAUUUGAAUAAUAAGAUGACAUUUUUAAAUAAUCUAAUGAUAAAACUAUUUAAUUAAUCAAUAAUCAAUAAUGUGAUGAUUAUUACUACUUUCCUAUUGUUUAUAAUUAAGAUAAACAAAUUAUACUUAUUAGACAUAAAUACCAUAUCUAUCUUAUUAAUAAAGAAAAUGAUGACAAAUUUAACAUCCUAGCAUCUAAGUAUUGUAGAACUAAAUAUAACUAUGGUGCAAUGACAAAUGAUGCUAAAUAUUUAGUAUUAUGGGAUAAAUACUUAAAGAAAUAUUUAUCUUAUGAAAUUAUUAUUAAAUUUAAAUAAUGA
Molecule: messenger RNA, 1611 nt
Organism: Paramecium sonneborni
Lineage: Eukaryota; Ciliophora; Oligohymenophorea; Peniculida; Parameciidae
Source: the annotation of a GenBank genome assembly